GCAUAUUAUUGUAAUAUUCCUUUCGUAAUUUCUUACGGAGUUUCAAACUAUUAUUUUUCUCUAAACUAUAAAUACCCACUAAACUUCAAGUUUAGUACUCAACCAAAUUUACAGCAAAAUCAUCUAAAACAAUUUCUCAAUUUACAGAGUUUUUAUUUUUAGUUCUAAAAAAACUCAACAAUGGAAGGAAUUGUUGUAGUUUUUGAUUUUGAUAAAACAAUUAUUGAUUGUGAUAGUGAUAAUUGGGUUGUUGAUGAAUUGGGUUUUACUAAUCGCUUCAAUCAACUCCUUAAUUCCAUGCCUUGGAAUUCUAUGAUGGACCAAUUAAUGAAAGAAAUGCAUGAAGAAGGAGUAACAAUCAAUGAUAUGGUGGAAGUUUUGAAAAGAACCCCAAUUCAUCCUCGAAUUGUUCCAGCCAUUAAAGCCGCCCAUGCUGCAGGGUGUGAUUUGAGGAUUGUAAGUGAUGCUAAUUUGUUCUACAUAGAGACAAUAUUGGAUCAUCUUGGGUUAACGGAUUAUUUCUCAGAAAUUAACACUAAUCCAGGUUAUGUUAAUGAAGAAGGGAGAUUGAGGAUUUUACCUCACCAUGAUUUCACCAAAUCUCCCCAUGGAUGUUGCAACCCAUGCCCUCCGAAUAUGUGCAAGGGGCUAGUGAUAAAAAGGUUGUUAUGUGAGCAUGGAGACAAGAAAUUCAUUUACUUAGGAGAUGGAAUUGGAGACUAUUGCCCUUCCUUAAGGCUAAGAGAAAGUGACUAUCUGAUGCCAAGGAAGGAUUUCCCAGUUUGGGAUUUGAUAUCUAACAAUCCAAAGCUUAUCAAAUCAAGAAUCCAUGAAUGGACCGACGGCGUCGAGUUCGAACAGAUUCUGUUGUCACUCAUCCAAGCUAUCAUCACCAAUGCAGAUUAUGAGAAUGCUGCUCAACUCUAUAACAUUGAUUGCAAGUUUGACUCAUUGCCAAUUUCUUCCCAACCCAUGCCUCAAGCUCUCCGAGUUGGACCACAAAAUAGUUGUAUAAUGAAUCCAUACAAUCCAAGAUCCGCAUAUUUCGGCAUAUCGCAGAAGAGGAUAUCUAGGGGUUCACAAGUCAGAAAAAUCAAGGGACCAAAUCAAAUGAUAAUGCAGCCUGUACGACCAACUUCAAUUAGGUUUUCUACUUUUGCUUGGAAUUUGAAGUGAUCACGGCUUCCGCUUAUUUGUGUGGGCGUGUAAACUCUGUACGUCAAUGCCCAUUUUUCGUUUGGGAUUACUUUCCUGCUUUUUUGGUUGUUCUUUUUCUUUUGUGUUUCAACCGAUUUUUUAAUUUGAACCAAGAUUUUUUAAUUUCAGCUAACAAAUGAAAUGGACUCUGUUGUUGCAA
Messenger RNA from Spinacia oleracea (spinach), 1357 nucleotides. RefSeq names its product inorganic pyrophosphatase 2. Gene Ontology annotation, molecular function: phosphatase activity. The record is from RefSeq and is a predicted model, not a curated record. The transcript is spliced from 5 exons. NCBI's taxonomy places the organism in Eukaryota, Viridiplantae, Streptophyta, Magnoliopsida, Caryophyllales, Amaranthaceae. The coding region runs from base 181 to 1176 and encodes 331 amino acids.